AUGUUUUCUCGCCACAAACUUCUCAUGUAUAAAGGGCUUCGACUAAGCCGUUCAUUAUCCCUAAUACGAGAAGGAAGUACAAAUCCAACUCUCAGGUCGAAUCUUUUUUCAUCUAAGUCGCUACCAGCUCAAAUCACAAGCAUUCCUCUAAACACAUAUCCUAAUCCGCUUUUUGGGCUUGAAAAGAAUGACAUUUUACGUCUAAGUGGCUCAGAACUACAACAUCUUCUUAAAAUUCCAUACAAAUCGACUUGCGAAACCGACAAAUUCUGUUAUAACGUCAUUGAAAUCAUCCAUGAGAACAUACUCGAGAAUCCAUCUCUUGCAGCCCGAUUCAUCCACACCAUUAAGGAUCCAGAGAUGAAAGAUAUUAUAAUGACAUGCUUGACGCAUUAUUAUGAGUCUGACCGUCUUCGGCGGUCUAUACUUCUUUUCAUGCAGAAUCCUGGAGGGUCGGAAACCAAAAGAGAAAUCUUAUGCAAUAUCGACCAUAUUCUAUCCCGUUAUUCAGAAUCCUCAUCACAGGCAGCCAAUAUGGUGUUAAAUUACUUACGGAAACUUGCACAGACCGGUAGUGUAAACCCUAAUGUCAUAUUGCUUUCAGGUGAACAUGCAUCCCAACUAAUGGCCAAUAUUAACUCGCUGGAUCAAGCAACACUUUUUGCAUGCCUAUUCCACACGAAUAUCAAAUUUAAGGAUAAUCAGAAAUUUGAGCAAUUCAAGAGAAAGCUUCUAGCUGGUUCUCUCAUUGAGAAAACUGUAGCUCGAACAGGAAUAUUAGACGCAAAAUGGCAUGACACGAACCGCUUCAGCUUCAGCGCUGAGCACAAAAGGAAGAUGGUAUAUUACUUUACUUUUAAUGACCUUGUAUUUUUCACCCAGCAUGCCAUCAAGGAGAAGGAUGUGGUCAAUGCGAAUCUUUAUCUUGAUCUUUUGGUGACGAAAUUCGAGAACACGAAGGACGUUUCUAAUCAGCCAAAACAGCUCCAACUUGUUCUCACUAUAUUGCUCAAUCAUUCGAUGAGGUUUAUCGGCCCACAGGAAUGCUUGAAGUUCCUACGUUACAUGGUUGAAUCUAAAAUACAAGUGCGGCCGGCCACACUUCUUCGACUUUUAAUGAGAUUUCGAGAGGAUAAGUGCUAUGAAGAGGCAUUGCUCCUAAUAAACUUUUUGCAUACAACAUCGCUAGACCAGGCUCAGCGCAAACUACUCGUCAAAGAGAUUAUGCUUGUGAUUUCAGCCAAAUUCUCACACCAUCCUAGAAUUGCCAUUGGAUAUUUCGCUUCCCUUUUCAGUGGAGAAAACGACAAGGCACUUAAGUGCCUCCAAGAUUUGGGACUUCUAGAACUUGUAUAUGGUCAAGAUGUUUUCGACACACUGUUCUCUGUCAUCGAAAGGGCGGAUCUUCACGAAGAUUUGAAAGGUUCUGAGUUAACUCAUGAUACCUUGAAGGACAUUUAUUCCAUUGUACUUCGAAACCUUACCCCAGAAAAGAAGAGUGGCCCUCUUGUACAACAAUUGUUCACCCAGUACUUAAAGCAAGUGAAAAAGGCUCAAGAAAAUGAUGACAAAAAAAGUCUUUUCCACCCCAAUGCAAUCGAUGACAGUAUCAUUUCCCUUUUCAUGGACCAUCUUCUUCGACAGAAUCCAUACUCUACUUCAGAUAUGGACUUAAAUUCUGAUAAAUUAAAUUACACAUGCGCAACUAGUAUGUGGAGGGAUUUCUUUGGCCAAGUUGAUCUCUCAAGAAACCAACGUAAACCCUACUUGGUGGAUUUGAUGAUAUCAGCUUGUUUGCUUAAGCAUCGCGAUCUUUCAUUUGCAGGCUACGUCAUGAAGCAGUCUCGUCAAAUCGGGCUUCCACUCUCUUUUAACCAAUUAUUCCCUUUUAUUAUGUUUCAUUAUUCGAACGGCGACUACAACAAGGCACAUCAGUGGUACUUGCUUUUACUUCAAAAUGGCGUGAAAUCAAAGUCCAUUGCGGCUAAGAAGCUUUUCGAAAUUGCCAGAGAAUUAAAGUGGGACGUGAAAGGCACAUACUAUAGAAGUUCAAGUUACGCCAGAAACAAACGAGCUAAAAAAGAGUUGGCGAAGUUGGCCACAACCCAAUCGAACUAUUCAAAGACCAAGAAUGUCGCUCAUAAACCUGCACACGAUCCUAAUCUUUUCGACGAGUUGGGAGCAUUACUCAACGCUAUUCCUAAAAAUGAAGGAUGA
This is a messenger RNA of Clavispora lusitaniae ATCC 42720, 2217 nucleotides long. RefSeq lists its product as uncharacterized. The record is from RefSeq and is a predicted model, not a curated record. NCBI's taxonomy places the organism in Eukaryota, Fungi, Ascomycota, Pichiomycetes, Serinales, Metschnikowiaceae.